Molecule: messenger RNA, 882 nt
Organism: Vicia faba (fava bean)
Lineage: Eukaryota; Viridiplantae; Streptophyta; Magnoliopsida; Fabales; Fabaceae
Source: the annotation of a GenBank genome assembly
AUGGACCCUUCCAAGAACACGACUUCUUCUACUCCGAACAACUCUCCCCCGGUUUCCCCUCCACACCCUCCUUCUGAACAUGAUAACACCCCCACGGAAACAAACCCUAUCCCUGAGGCUGCUGAGGGUUCUUCUGAAAAUGUUAUCAUGAAAACUGCUGGGGAAGUUUGGGCUGAGUUAACUGCUGGGGAUGAUGAAAUAUAUGGAAAUGAUGGUGGUGAUGGUGGUAACGAAGACGGCGGAGCCCAGGAUGGUGGUGCUUCUAGGCCUGUGGCGAUCGCUGUUACUGCGGACGGUGCAAAUGUGCCUGUGAUGGGGAGUGGUGGUGCUGUUGGAGAUAGUGCUAAGGGUUCAAAGAAAAGAAAAAGCAAUCAAGUGAAAAACCCUCCUCCAGGAACUCCUACUUGUCCUGAAUGCAAAAGACAGUUUGCGACAUGGAAGGCAGCCUUUGGACAUAUGAGAAAGCACCCUGAACGCCAACACCGUGGUUUUUUUCCACCACCUACUUUUGAACCACCACAAGUGCCUGCGGCUGAAGGUGAUGGUGGUAAUCAGGUUGACGAAGAAGUGCAACAUGUUGUUAGAGGACUUAUAGUUGAUUUGAAUCGUUCCAUUAGAGGAGAGGAAGGGUCUUCUGCUGGCGGAGGCAGUGCUAGAAAAAGGAGAAGCCAACCAGCAGUACUUGAACAACCACCGGGGUUCUCAGCACCACUUCCGCCAUCACAGAGGUCUGCUGACAUGAGUAGGAAUAGGAGAGAUGAACCAGCACCACCACCUGCAGCGGAUGAAGACCAAAAUGAGAAUGGAAGAAACAAAGGUUUUGAUUUAAAUAAAUUACCUUCUGAUGAUGACGAUGAUGAUGAUGAAACCGGAGAGAAUUGA